ACGCAGCAGAGGCCUGCACGAGCUGCGGUCAACUUCGGUAAUCUUCGGCUCCGCCGCCGAUCGGUUCGACUUCCACCGGCAGCACGGAGCGCCGCGGCGGGCAGGUGUCCGCAAGAGCCACCGGGAGGCCACCGGGGGAGGGAGCGGCUGCUUAUCAGCGGCCGUAAAGAAGAGGAUAAAGGCCGCGAUGAGGCGGAUGCUUCCUGCUCUGCCGCAGCGGGGACGCGCCUCUUCCUCUCCUUCUCACGCGCUCUCUGCUGCUCUGUAGGCGGAGGCUCGGACCCGGACUCGGACUCGGACUCGGAAUCGGACUCGGACCCGGACCCGGGGUCAUUGUGCGCACCUAGCCCGCUGCAGCGCCGUCCCCUGGGGAGCAGCAGCCCCCCGCUGGCUGUCUCCGACCGGCUGACUCGACCCGAGCACGCUGAAGAGGAACAUGUUCGAGACCAGAGGACUCCCGUUCGUCCUGCUGGACCUGGUCUGCCUGGUUCUGGGAGGCCUGCCUCUGGCGGCCUUUAACCUGGGUAAGAUCCGGCCCUACCAGCGGGGCUUUUUCUGUAGCGACGACAGCAUCCGCUACCCGUUCCACCACAGCACCGUCACCUCCACGGUGCUCUACACCGUGGGCUUCAGUCUGCCCAUUAGCUGCAUGAUCUUUGGCGAGUGCCUUCUGGUUUAUCUAAACCGCCUCAAGUCCAAGUCGUCCUUCGGCAGCUACGUGGCGUGCGUCUACAAAGCGGUGGGCACCUUCCUGUUCGGCGCCGCCAUGAGCCAGUCGCUGACCGACAUCGCCAAGUACUCCAUCGGCCGGCUCAGGCCGCACUUCCUGCACGUCUGCCAGCCCGACUGGAGUAAGAUCAACUGCUCGGCCGGGGCGUACAUCGAGGACUUCACCUGCCAGGGGGACCAGCGGAUGUCGAACGAGGGCAGGUUGUCCUUCUACUCCGGACACUCGUCGUUCUCCAUGUACUGCAUGCUGUUCCUCGCUCUGUACCUGCAGGCCCGCCUCCGGGCCGAGUGGGCUCGGCUGCUCCGGCCCACGCUGCAGUUCUUCCUCAUCGCCGCCUCCGUCUACACCGGACUGUCCCGAGUGUCCGACUACAAGCACCACUGGAGCGACGUGCUGACCGGGCUCCUGCAGGGGGCGCUGAUGGCGCUGCUGGUGGUGUUCUUCGUGUCGGACUUCUUCAAGCCCGGGCCGGAGUCCCGCCAGAACCCGGAAAUCCCCCACAGCACGCUGCAGGACACGCCCACCAACGGAAACCACUUCGAGAGCCCCAACUAAGCUAGCGCUAGCGUCGCGGAUCCAGGCAGCCUGAAGCCCCCCCCCCCUCCCCGCCUGUUCCAGGUCAAUCUGCCGACCCGUCCCGUGACCUGAGAGCAACCAAACCUGUGUAGACUGACGGCCUCCGGACGGACGGGUCACAUGACCGCUCCCCCCCCCCCCCAGAGGGUCCCACCACUGCCGGGACGCCCGAGGACUGACACACCUGUGAAUGUAAACCUGCUCAGUGCUUUUCUCUGGCCUCCGGCCUCCAGAGGGACGGACGCCACGCCCCGAGUUGCCUUGCUGGACUGCUGCUGCUACCCCCCCCCCCCCCCCCCCCCAUGUUACAGAGUGCAGACAAAACCAUAGCUUUUCUAUCAUCUGUAUGGAAAUCAAUCAGCAUACAGACAUUUAUUGAAAAAACGUUACAAAUAUGUACAAGAGUGUAAAA
Messenger RNA from Salarias fasciatus (jewelled blenny), 1718 nucleotides. It is a transcript of the gene plpp1a, whose product is annotated as phospholipid phosphatase 1a. Gene Ontology annotation, cellular component: plasma membrane. Lineage: Eukaryota; Metazoa; Chordata; Actinopteri; Blenniiformes; Blenniidae. The record is from RefSeq and is a predicted model, not a curated record. Gene Ontology annotation, biological process: signal transduction; phospholipid dephosphorylation; phospholipid metabolic process. Gene Ontology annotation, molecular function: phosphatidate phosphatase activity. The transcript has 6 exons. Bases 437 to 1285 code for a protein of 282 amino acids.